Molecule: messenger RNA, 1942 nt
Organism: Theobroma cacao (cacao)
Lineage: Eukaryota; Viridiplantae; Streptophyta; Magnoliopsida; Malvales; Malvaceae
Product: beta-glucuronosyltransferase GlcAT14A-like
Cellular component (GO): membrane
Molecular function (GO): glucuronosyltransferase activity
Source: RefSeq, a predicted model, not a curated record
UUUUUAUGCUACUUUUUACUUACCUUACUCCUUAACCAGCCUCUUUUAUCAUUUCAACGACAUUUACACGUUCCCAUCUGUAAUGGUCUCUCCUUUUCUUAGUUAUAUGCAAUUAUUAUUUCAAUCCAAACUAACCUGUUUGUUUCAACCCUCUAGUUAUCCUGCAGGGUGUUGUAACAUGCACUCAUAAGUGAUAAGCAUUUUUUUUCAAAUGCUAUCUGCUGAUUCUACUCAUCUUGCUCUGAUUUUUUCAAGUUGUGUAUUCAUUUCGAUUAGUUUGAACAUGGUACCAUUAGGGUUAUCGCUGUCAGUUCCAUUCGGAUUCAAUUGAGUCUUAAGGCUGCAUAGAUGCUGUUAUUCCAAAAUACCCCUCAUUGUUCAAGUCAAAGCUGUCCAAAUGAGGAUGUCCAAAAUUUCCUCGUGGCUUUCAGGUUAUCGUCCUUGGAUGGUUGUUUGUGCAACAACCUUGGUAUUGCUUGGAGGUUUGUCAAGAUCAAACAAUCAAUAUGAAAUUUCUGUUACUACCUCUAAGUUUCAGAAACCAGUGAGACUCCCAUAUAAAGGGUAUGGCUAUCCUCCUGUUCUUGCUUAUUGGAUUUGUGGCACCAAUGGAGAUAGUAAGAAAAUUUUAAGGUUGCUGAAGGCAAUAUAUCAUCCAAGAAACCAGUACUUGUUGCAACUUGAUGCUGGUUCAUCUGAAUAUGAAAGGGCAGAAUUGGCUGUUUCUGUUGAAUCAGAAAGUGUGUUCCAAGCAUUUGGAAAUGUUAAUGUUGGGGGAAAAAGCUAUGCAGUUAACAGGAUGGGAUCUUCAGCUCUUGCUGCAACACUUCAUGCUGCUGCCUUGCUUCUCAAGAUAAAUACAGAUUGGGAUUGGUUCAUAACUUUAAGCGCCUCUGAUUAUCCCCUAAUGAGUCAAGAUGAUCUCCUCCAUGCUUUUACUUUCUUGCCAAGGGAUCUCAACUUUAUUGAUUAUACUAGUAAUGCAGGCUGGAAAGAGAGGGAAGAGAUUAAUCGAAUCGUUGUAGAUCCCAACUUAUAUUAUCAGAGGAAUACUCCAAUUUACUAUGCUGUAGAAACUAGAAAACCAGACGCUUUCAAGAUUUUUGGAGGUUCACCAUGGGUGAUUGUCUCAAGAUUCUUCAUGGAGUAUUGUGUCCAAGGAUGGGAUAACAUUCCAAGAAAGUUAUUGAUGUACUUCACCAAUGUUGCUUACCCUCUUGAAACCUACUUCCACACAGUAAUAUGCAGCUCGCCUGAGUUCCAAAACACAACAUUGGACAAUGAUCUAAGGUACAUUAUUUGGAGAACCCCUAGGCAAGGGGAACCGGAAAAUCUAAGCACAUCGCACUAUGAUGAAAUGGUAGCUAGUGCAGCAGCUUUUGCACAACCAAUAGGUGAAGGUGAUCCACUGCUAAACAAGAUCGAUGAAGAUGUCCUAAACCGCCUACCCCAUAAAAUAGUGCCUGGAAGCUGGGCCAUUUGUCAAGGUAGGAACGAGAGCAUGAGAGGUGAGGAGUUAUGUUCUACUUGGGGAGACAUUGAUGCUGUAAAGCCAGGUCCCAAAGGUAUCAAGCUUGCUGCUCUGCUCUCCAAGCUUGUUGCAGAAAGGAGACUUCCACCUAGUCAGUGCCAUUAGCAGCAACAAUAGAUUAGAGCAAAAAAAAAGAAAGGAAAGAAACUUGGCCUAUUCCAUUUUUAAGUCAAUAUGGGCCGCGUGAUAGCAUCAGGGAUUGUUCAUUUCCCAGCACAUUGGCAGCUCUUGAUGGCCAAAUAUCUGUAAUUACACCUCAGCGAAUUGUCAAAUCAACAGGACAGAAUACCUCCUGAUCUUUCGCUUUCUUGAGUAGCACACAAUGUGCAUGAGUUAUCAAUUAGUUACUAGGCCAAUAUCAAAGGAAACAAGGAGGGGUAUAUGUCAUAAUUAUUAUACUUUCAGAGGCUC